This is a messenger RNA of Nicotiana attenuata, 1437 nucleotides long. RefSeq names its product mitotic-spindle organizing protein 1B-like. NCBI's taxonomy places the organism in Eukaryota, Viridiplantae, Streptophyta, Magnoliopsida, Solanales, Solanaceae. The transcript has 3 exons. Gene Ontology annotation, cellular component: gamma-tubulin ring complex; interphase microtubule organizing center; spindle. Gene Ontology annotation, biological process: microtubule nucleation by interphase microtubule organizing center; gamma-tubulin complex localization; mitotic spindle assembly. The record is from RefSeq and is a predicted model, not a curated record. Bases 176 to 400 code for a protein of 74 amino acids.
UCGCGAAAAAAAUUUCCAAAUUUAAAGGAAAGAAAACCACUUCCCAAGUCCAAAUACAUAUCGCCAAAACGGAAAUCCGCCCAAAGUCUUUGCCCGUCCGCAGUGCAGCUAUUUUGAAGCAGCAACCUUCUUAUCCUCGAUUCACUGAAAGGAAGCAAAUUCCCAAACUGUCGAAAUGGAUCCGGAGGCUGCACGUACAGCACGUGAUUCUCUAGAGUUGGUAUUUCAUAUGUCAAAUAUUCUGGACACAGGCCUCGAUCGUCACACUCUUUCUGUUCUAAUUGCUCUCUGCGAUUUGGGUUUUAACCCUGAGGCAUUGGCUGCUGUAAUUAAGGAGCUUCGCCAAGAAAACCCGUCUUCUUCUUCUGAACAAAGGACGUUGGCUCCUUCAUUGCCUUAGCCAGGGAAGAGAUAUAUUGAAGUAAUGAGCUGUGAACUGAAGCAACUCGUGAAGUGGCAUUGAGUCAUAGUUCAUGUAUUGUCUCAUUUUGAAGAUCACUGUAAAGUACUCCACUUCAUCUUGCACUCUCUUGAUUACCAUGUAGACUUUGAACUAGCAAGUGACUGAUGCAUGAUCUUGUGUAUGCAAAGGCAUUCUUGCAGCGUCUGAUAUCACAUUUACAAAAUCUAGUAUCAAAUUGGUGUCAUUGAAAACACAUGAAUAAUUUUGAGGAAUGAGCUUGUUUGUCUUCUCAAUCGACGGCACCCAUCUUGAUAUGAUUCUUUCUGACCAAAAGUACUACCUCCUUCUGUGGGUUCCUAUAAACAGCUAGCUCAUGUCAUCACGCAAAAAAAAGAAGAGCAAAUUGACCUAAAAUAAGAAUCAUUAGACACGAUCUAUCUGCUAAAGGUAUCGUCUCCUAAGCGUGUAUCCUUUCCUUCUAUUGUAACAUUAGUUGCUCACAGUGGCGAAGCCACAUGGUCACAAGACCACUCUUCGUCGAAAAAUUGCACUAUUUAUAUAGGUAAAAUAUUACGUUUUAGAGGUAUAUAACACAUAUUGAACACCCUUUGUCUUUUUUACUUCUUUCAAAUUUGAAUACCCUUGAGAAAAUUCGUAGCUUCACCACUGGUUGCUCAUCAGACAUAGCUAUCUAUCUAAAAGCUACGUAAAUAAAAUGAACUGAUAGUAUGCAUUAGAAUAUGUGAGCUUGCAUUAUUUGUAACUACAUCUAUGGGCAUGCAAGAGAAAUGCACAGAAGUGCCUUUGGUCUCUCUCUCUCAUACACACACACACACACAAAAUUCCAAUCUAGAUAAUAGCCCGUCUACAAUGUUUAAACAGUAAGAAUUGCUCAAUGGCCAAAUAAUUUAGUGUCUCAGUUUUGUCAUUCUUGGUUUACGUGGGAAAUAACACACCUCACUGCAACAGAAGAACUUGACAUCAGUUUUUUAAUUGAACCAGUUGGAAGUUAUAAAAUACCCAAUUCCCCAUAA